AUGAAGCCUAAUUGGGAUCCUGAAUAUGAGACAUUCAGGCUCUAUGUGGAUGCCUGUACGGAGCCUAGUGGAGGCUCUUUGCACAGUAGUUCAGGGUCAACGUGGGUGCCUGUGAAAAUCCUACUGGGGGCCAUACUCAUAAUGCUUUCAGGUAGACCUGGCAGACUGCAGAUCCUCCACUCCCUAGUUGAGGAUAAGGUGCGCAAUGUCGAAGAUACCAUGUGGGCCAUUGUAGCCUUGGACCCGCCAUUGCAUUGCGAUUCUGAUAACUUGGGAGCCAUGAUAGCUUUCGAGCUGUUCUGCCUUUGGUAA
Aspergillus niger is the source of this 312-nucleotide messenger RNA. RefSeq lists its product as hypothetical. The record is from RefSeq and is a predicted model, not a curated record. The transcript is spliced from 3 exons. Bases 1 to 312 code for a protein of 103 amino acids. Lineage: Eukaryota; Fungi; Ascomycota; Eurotiomycetes; Eurotiales; Aspergillaceae.